UGUAAGGACAUUUUUCCAAGUCCAUUUGUUAACGUACACCCAAGUGCUGUACUGUGCAUGCAGCGGUUUUAUUACUCUGGCAGAUUUUGAAUAUGAUUACCAACAGUACUAGUUCUGGGAAUUUACCACCCAAUUUCUGGAAUCAAAUAACAAUAGCAUUUUCAGUUUCUGUUGUCAUUGGACUCGUAAUUGGAGGCAUAAUCUGGGCUUUGUUGACUUGCCUGUCUAGUCGCAGAGCUAGUGCACGCAUUUCCCAGUGGAACCCCUCAUCUUCUGCUCGGCAUUCCAGGGCUUCUCAUGGAUAUGCUGCCAGCAGGCCAGGAUUUUACCGUAAUAGCAGCUGUGAACGCCGCAGCAACCUCAGCUUGGCCAGUCUUACCUUCCAGAGGCAAGCUUCCUCAGAUCAGGCCAACUCCUUUCCAAGGAAAUCAAGCUUCCGGGCCUCCACUUUUCACCCCUUUCUGCAGUGCCCUCCACUUCCUGUAGAAACUGACAGUCAGCUGAUUACUCUGGUACCUGCAAGCACUACCACAACACUUACUGGGAGCAACACCAGCAGCUUAACUCGUCCUGACUUCCACUGGUCCAAUAACAGUCUUCGUGUCUGCCAUUCAACACAAACCCCGCCUCCUGCAUAUGACACUAUCAUAAAGGCUUUUCCAGAUUCUUGAGUUGGAAUAUUGUAAAGAUGUCAGAAAGAAUCUCAGUUCUAUGAUUUUCUCUGGGCUCUGGGAAGCGGACUGUAGCAGAAAAGAUGUACGGUGCCGAGACAUAGGUUUUUGUAUCACUGUGAUGCAGAUUUGAUGGAAUGAAGUAUUGAUGUCCCUUGGCUACAAGGAUCUCUCUCACCUCUCCCUGCUCACAAUGUUCUGCUCUAUCAUGGUGUAUUUAUAUUUGCCUUUGCUUUGAAAAAACCUAAGAAGAACCCUGCUGGGUCAGACCAGAGGUGCAUGGAUUCCAGCAUCCUGUUUCCAUGGUGUCUAACCAGAUGCCUCUUAGGAGAGGAGAGCUGGUCUUGUGGUAGCAAGCAUGACUUGUCCCCUUAGCUGAGCAGUGUCCACCCUGGUUGUAUAUGAAAGGGAGACUAGAAGUGUGAGCACUGUAAGAUAUUCCCCUUAGGAGAUGGACCUGCUCUGGGAAGAGCAGAAGGUUCCAAGUUCCCUCCCUGGCAGCAUCUCCAAGAUAAGGGCUGAGAGAGAUUCCUGCCUGCAACCUUGGAGAAGCCACUGCCAGUCUGUGUAGACAAUACUGAGCUAGAUAGACCAGUGGUCUGACUCAGUAUAUGGCAGCUUCCUAUGUUCCUAUGGAAGCUCAGUCAGUAGCAGGCCAUGAAGGCAAUUGCCUUCCCCUGCUGUUCUCUCCCCAGCUACCAAUAUGAAAAGGUAUACUGGCUGACCCCAGAGCAGCCUUCUGGUAGCAUGAAAGGAAGAUGCACCGGCAUAAGGGAGAGCUUUUCCACUACUGCUCCAGCUGCACAGCCUCAGGUGCAUAGGAGCAUUGAACCAAUUUUGAUGAUUUGCUUUGGCUCCAAGAGUGCUCAGUUUCACCCAAAAAUUUGUCCCCUGAAAGCUGUACAACCCUCAGGGAUAGAUUUCUGGAUUACUCCCCCCCCCACUUUUUUAAGCCAAAGCAAAUAAUCACAAUUCCCUCCCCUCCCCUAUGCCUAUGGCUGUGCUUCCUUUCGUCCAUUCCAAAUCUCCUGCCAGUCAGUUUUAUUGGAAGACCCUGACUUCUAAUAUUGUGAGAGGGAGAAAAACAUCUCCCUGUUCAAUUCCUCCACAUGAUGCCUAAUUUUAUCGACUGCUGUUGCACACAUCCUUUCCAAACCAAAAAGCCUCAAGUGCUUUAGUCUUUCCUGAUAAGGAAAUGCAAUCAUUGUAAUAAUUUGAAAUAGUUCCUUUAGUUUAGAUGAUGCAUAGUCUAACAAACUGACAUUUUCAAUGACAGAAAAGACAAGCAUAAGAAAAGUAAUCGUUCAUAGGUAGUUUUCUAUUAAUUCUGGAUAAUUCUGUCCUUUUUUUUAAUUUAGGAUUUUCUUUUUCAAAGCCUUUCCCCCUGAAUGCAGGUUUCCAAGAGAUUUUUUUCUUAAUACUGCAAGAUCAUCAGGAAUUCUUAGUGGACAUUAAGAUUUAAAGUAGUUGUAAUCUGUCUCAAAGCAUAUUUUCUCUGGGCUUAUUAUAAACUUAUAACAUGCCUCCCACCUCCCGCUCAAUAUCCCUUGUCUGUUUUGAAAAACUGGAGGAUUAAUUGCUGUUCCAUAGCUUUUUUUUUAGCUCCUAAGUUUAUUAUUUUGCUUAACUUGAUUUUUUUUCUGGAUGCAUGAUUUGUAUUUAUAGCCAGACACAGCAGUAUGUCAAGUAUGUAUCGCAAUUAUACACAAAUGUCCUUUAGACACUGCUUUCUGUUCCUGGUAUAUAUUGCCAAUUCUUCUAUAGGCACUGGUGACCAGAGGCCUAAUUCAUUUAUUUCCAUAUAUGGGGCCUGCAAAUCAUAUCAUUAAGCUUCCACUGUCCCUGGGAUUUCAAUGACCCUGAAAUACCAACAGGAAAUAAGGCACUCUGGGACUUGUAAAGUUAAAGCAUGCCGUCAAGUUGAUUUCGACUCCUGGUGACCACAGAGCUCUGUGGUUGUCUUUGGUAGAAUACAGGAGGGGUUUACCAUUGCCUCCUCCUGUGCAGUAUGAGAUGAUGCCUUUCAGAAUCUUCCUAUAUCACUGCUGCCCAAUAUAGUGCUCAUGGGGAUUUGAACCGGCAACUUUCUGCUUGUUAGUCAAGCACUUCCCUGCUGCGCCACUUAAGGUGAAUUGGGACUUGUAGCUACUGAAAUAGCAUGCCCUCAGAAAGGUACACUUCUCUCUGGCACUCAAAGUACAUGCCUUAGAAUUUCCUGUACACACACACACACACACACACACCUCUUCAAUUGUCCACUAAUUCUGCUUCAAUUGUCCACUGAGUUCAGUGGAAUUAUUCAGAAGAGAAUGGUGAACAAGAUUUCCCCCAAUAUAUAACUGAUUUGUUCAGCCUGUUUGUUCAUUAAUAAUGGACAUGAGUAUUUACUUAUGGUAAUGUUAAAAAUGGUUUGUAACAGAACUUAUGCAAGAUAUUGUUCCAUGUAUAACAUUACAUUUCAUAAGCGAUAGAUGAGAAAGUAUUAUGUACUGUAUUUUCAUCCCUGCUAUAAUCCACACUGGAUAUACACAGAAAUGCUUUGCUUGCUCAGAAUAGGGAAGGUGAAAUAUGAAUACUUCAGUCCAGAACAACUUGUGAAGUCUGUUGUUGUAUAGUAUGACUGGAACUUAUAUUUUGCAAGCACUGUAGAAAUGUUGAAAUUUUAAAUAAAAUCAGAAAUCUUGA
Molecule: messenger RNA, 3356 nt
Organism: Hemicordylus capensis (graceful crag lizard)
Lineage: Eukaryota; Metazoa; Chordata; Lepidosauria; Squamata; Cordylidae
Gene: MYCT1
Product: MYC target 1
Exons: 2
Coding region: 93-671 (192 amino acids)
Cellular component (GO): nucleoplasm
Source: RefSeq, a predicted model, not a curated record